CACACAUCACUGAUGUGUCAAGUUUGUUUGGCCACCUGUCAACCAGCCUCUAGGGUUCCCUCUCGCAGUUAUGUCCUGACGCAAGCAAGGCUGACAACCAAAAGAGACGGCGAAGACACCGAUGCGUACUCGCGUCGGGAGAUAGCUAGCGUGUCGGCAGAGGCUCGUGCGCUGGAGACAGUUGGUUUUUGCGGUUUUUAGGGUAUAGACAGAACCGUGCGUACAUUGAAAAAGACGCAAUUGAGGCGGUCGGAGAAGGCGAUGAAAGGGAACUGGGGCGAGGCGGGUUGCGAGGACGAGGAGUGGCGCUGCGGGCACGAGGAGGACGAGGGGGAGGAGGAUCAGGGGAGGGGCGACUGGGUGCGCGGGGAGGAGGUUCGCGGGGAAGGAUGGCGGAAAGCAGGAGCAUCGGCAGCAGCCGAAGCAGCAGGAGCAGAAGCAGCAGGAGCAGAAGCAGCAGGAGCAGACGCAGCAGGAGCAGGAUCAAGAGCCGCAGGAGCAGGAGCAGUAGGGUCGGAAAGAGGGGAUUCGAAACGUGGCGAGGAAGAGAGAUAUAGUAGGGUUGAGGGCGGCUCAGCAAGGGUGGCGAAUGAAGAGAGGGAGGAGGAAAGAACGGGAAACGGCUCCAGCUCACUCUCCUGCGAUUCCAUCGAUUCCCUGCCGUCCUCCGUGUGGCUCCACAUCUUCCAUAGGGCCAGCCUGCCCGCCCCUCGCUCCCCUCACUCCCCCAACUCCCCUCACCGCCACCCUCUCCCACCGCACCCCCCUCACUCCCCUCACUCUCCUCACCGCCGCUCGUGUGACGAGAGCCAGAGCACGCGCGGUGCAGCUGUAGUGGCUCCUGCAGGGGCCGGUGCAGGUGCAGUGAAGGGCACGGUGUGGGGGGGUGGGAGCGCUGCAGGGAUCGUGGAUAGCAGGGAUGCUCAUGGUGCUGCUGCCGGUGGCGGUGCUGGUAGUGCCGGUGGUGGUCGUAGUGAUGUUGAUGGUGCUGGUGAAGCUCCUGCGCUUGCUGAUGCCCCCCAUGGUGCUGGUGCCGCCCGUGGUGCUGAUGUCGAUGGGGAUGAUGGGUGUAACUGUGGUUGUGGGCGCAGGGCGAGUGACCAUACCGAGGGAGAGUGCAGUUGUGGAGGGGGAGGGCGGCGGAGGAGACGGGAACUGGAGAGACAGGAGGUUGGUGGUGGCGGUGGAGGGGAGGGGAGGGGGACCGGGAUCGGGAGCAGGGGAGAGCGAGAGUUGUGGGAGCACGAGAGGAGCAGGGGAGCACUUGGAGGGGUGGGAGGGGCGCAUGGGGGGUGUGAUUGGCCCAUGGUGGUCUGUGCCAUGGCUAGCAAACGGCUGCUGCAACACUCAGUGCAGACGCCAUCACUCCGCCUCCUUGUCCCACCCAACCGUCUCCCCUCGCUCCUCUGGUUCCUCUCCCAUGCCUCCUCCCUCACCUCCCUCUCCCUGCACUUCCCCUCCCCCCCACUCUCGCUCCCCCACCACCUGCGCCAUGCCUUGAUCCCCUCUCUCGCUACCCUCUGCUCCGUCCACCUCUCUUGCUCAUCUUGUCCCUCUCCUCUUCCCCGUACCUGCUCCCCCCGUGCCCCUACCCUCUCUUCCUCUCCUCCGCCGACUGCUCUCAGCCCCACACACUCCCAGUCUCCUGCAGUUUUAAGUGAUGCCAGGGGGAGGGGUGGGGGAGGGGGGGAGUUAGGAGGGGUGGAGAGGAGAAGGUGGGUCCGGGGAAGGGGAGGUCGGCUAGAGAUGGGCGGAGUGGCGGGUAGAGGAAUGGAGGAAGGGGAGGAGGAGCAGGAGCAGGAGGAGAAAGAGGAGGGGAAGGAGCAGGAAGAGGAGGCGGAGGGGGAAAGGAGUUGGGGUGUGAUGGCAUGGCUGGGAGCAUACCCUUCUCUGCGCCAUGUGUCCCUGGAAGGCAGUGCAUGGGCAUGGCAUGUGCCCGCCUUGGCCAUGCCACCUUCAUAUCGACCCCGCACGUCUGAUACUGAUACCGCACUCCCUGGCUCCAUCGCACCAUCUCGGCCACACCUCUCUUCCUCUCCUCCACCACCACCUCCACCUCCACCUGCUCCCUUCUUCCCCCGCCUCACGUCCCUGCACCUGUCCAACGUGCAGUACGACUGGCCCCUCUUCUCCCUCCUCCACCACCUCUCUCCUCAGCUCACCUGCCUCUCUCUCACCCGCGCCAUGGAACAAUGCUCCCUCCCGAUCCCCCACGCUUCAUCCUCCCCUCCCCAGUCCCCUUCCACCUCUUCCUCUUUCCCCUCCUGUCUCUCUUCCCCGCUCUCCUCGUUCUCUUCCUCCCUCCCCCCUGCCUUCCCACACCAUCUCGCCAUCACCCUGCACCUCCCUCUCGCUCGCACCAUCCGCUUCCACUUCACAGCAGCCUCGCGCCUCUCCUUCCUCCUCUGUGCCUCUCCCCGCCUCUCCUCACUCUCUAUCGUCGGUGGCGGCUGUCCCGUGACUGUUCUCAACACUCCCCAUCUCCACUCCCUGGUUGCCGGCUGCAUUGACCUCUCCGUCCCUCACCUCCUCUCCGUGCGGCAUCUAUACCUUCUGGUCGAACCCAACGCCCUGCUGCUGCGUCAGCCCACACGGGUACUGCCUGGCACUUUUGCUGAGAUUGCGACCCCUGGGUCUGUACAUGGCCCUGCUGACAACCUUUCUGGCUUUUUACCUGGCUUUUCACCUGGCAGUACAGCUGGCUUAGCAGGUGUGGGAGGUGUUGAAAGGCAGUGGCUGUCUUCAGAAACCAGCAGCGACGCAGAAGCGAGCAUUGAGGACAUGGGCACACACUUUACAGACGGCCAGAGCAGCCAUAGCAGCCUUGGCAUCAGCAGCAGCAGCAGCAGCAGCAUGGGCGAGCCACACUCCUCGUCCUCACUCACCCAGCAUUUCGCAUCCACGCUCCAGCACACUCCACUCUCCCCGUCCUCCACCUGGCUGGCCCGUGUGGCGGGCACGGUGCAGAUCCUGGUGGCACGGCGGGUGAUAGGGCAGCUGGAGUGCGGCACGUGGGACAGCCUCAGGAGCAUGGCAGUCAAGUGCAUCUCCUCCCGCCGCCACCACCACCGCUCCACGCCACCCUUCUCCCUCUCCUCGCUGCAUCGGCAGCAACCGGUGAGCUUCAGUGGGGCCACCAUUUCUGGCAACACCAGCAAUGCUGCCAGUCCCAGCAGUGCCUUGCGCAGUACGUUUGCAGCAGCAGCGGGACAAGGCAUGCCGGCGGUGACACAGGGAAGAUUGGGCGAUGUGCCAACGGAUCUAUACAACCCGCUUCAUCAUGCCUACAAUCCCCACAGCCUUCCCCAUCCAACUCCACCCUCUGCCAUUCCUUGCACCCUCUUCUCUUCUCCCGAUUCUGACUCCUCGGAAUCCAGCCUUCUCCCUUUGCCAGUGGGUGGGGGUCUUCUGGGUUUCUUCUGCUGUUUGCUGGGUGCGCCCUGCUCCCGCGCCUCUCUCCACGCCCUGCUGCUGCACUGCCCUCUCAUGCGCUCCCUGCACGUGUGGGUUCCUGCCAGUGCUGAGACGUGGCGAUGGGAUGUGAGGAGCGGAUGGCAGGAUGAGGGAGGGAGCGAGGAGGAGUGGGAUGGAGGGCGAGAGGAAGGGGAGGAAUCUGAAGAGAGUGACGAUGAGGGAGGUGGAAGGGAGAGAGGCAGAGAUGGGGAGGAAAAGGAGGGGGGGAAUGGGGAGGUUUAUGGGAAGCAGGAGGAGUGUGCAUGGGAGGAGGUUAGAGUCGGGGAGAAGGUGCUUAAUCUGCCUCUGCACAUGCCCAUCAACAGUAUGAGCAUUGCGAAUCUCAGCAUCACAGCAAUGGGGUCAAGCAGGGGUGCCAUGUCUCAAAAGCCAUUAUCUUCCCAGAGGCCUGUGCCUGCUUUCUGGAGAUCCUUACACACUGCAGCAAGGGCACGGCAACAAGGCAGUGACAGAGGCAGGAACAGUGAUACCAGCAGCAGUAGUGGCGGGGGGAACGGUGGCGAUGGCAAUGGUGGUGGUGGCAGGGCUAUGUGGCGUGGCAUGCAUGAAUUUCAUGAGCAUCUCGAUCCGUCGUAUCGCCUCCACCAUGAAGAAAUGUACUUAUCGCCCUGGUGGAGACGGGACCCAUGGUGAAAAGCACUAGAGAUGAACACGUGCACAUUAGAGAUUAUGGCAAUAGAGGCAUUCGAUUUUUCCACACAUUACAGAUGCAGUGGACAUGAUCCGUAAUGCUUUUUCUACAUGUGCUUCAUCUUCCAUCUUAGUGAGACUGAACAAAUUCCGUACUCCCGCUGUCUCUUACGUCUAUGGCGUUUCACGUCCAUACAUCAACACCAAGGUUCCACUUCGUAUACGCGGCUGCGCUUCUUGUGGUGAUGAGUGCUUUGCUCGUAGCUGCUGAUCAAUACGUCAAGGCAUUAAUUUCUGGGAAUCCGUUUGGCUGGCAAUGCCGGAAGAGUCAGGAGGAAACAGAACCAGGCUGCAUUGCGAGCUCGAUACGUUAGCCAGCAUGGGAUUGAAUGGCAUAAGGAUCCUCGGCUCCAGUUUGGGACCAAACUCUGAGCCGUAUCGGUGGAAACCGGCUCUUUUCCCAGAGCCAUCCAAGCAGGACGAAUCAGUGUUCAAAGGACUCGACUACCUUCUUCAUUCCUUGAAGAAGCGGAAUAUGAAAGCUAUUGUCUCUCUCAGUGACUUUUGGCACGACUCUGGAGGAUUCGGUCAGUACGUUUUCUGGGCGGAUCCAUCGCAGGUUGGUCAACUUCCCCCAUGCCACUGUUUCCUAUCCCCCGACCAACGCCUCCCUCGUCUCCUCCAGCCGUCCUCAGUUUCCCUUCAAUCACCGAGGGUGACUCACUUCCCUCCGGAUACAUAAUCCAGGAAAUCCCGUAUCCUCCGUCUUUUCCUGACUUCACUGGAAGCUGGCCAGCAUUUAUCAAAUAUGCUUCUCGACUGUACUGUGACAAAAGCAUCAUGAAGACAGCUCAAGCGAUGCUAGAAAAGCACAUCAAGACCAUCAUUCAGAGGGUGAAUCACAUCAACGGUAUUGUUUAUGGCGAAGAUAACACGAUUUUCUCAUGGGAGAUCACGAACGAGCCUCAAGACCCACCUCGCUGGUGGAUUGACAGGAUGGGUUACUUUUCUUUCCGUUUUUGAAGGCUCGAUCGUAUCCUCACCUUUUUUUCUGUAACAGGACACUACAUCAAGUCCCUGGAUCAAAAUCAUCUGCUCACUAGCGGCCUGGAAGGGAAAGGCAACGACAGUGGCAAACUGUUCAUCCGUACACAUUCCAGUCCAUACCUGGAUUUUGCAACCGUGCAUCUUUGGCCAAGGACUACGCAACUGAGUUUCUGGAAAGGCACGCUGGCUACAUGCACCAGCUAAAAAUGCCACUCAUCCUCGAGGAGUUUGGACUUGCAAGAGACGGAUGGGAGAAACAGGAGUGGACAACACCAAGCUCCUCAAACAGAUACAGUCCAGAAGCAGCAACAACAUUCAGAGAUGACUACUUCAACCACAUCUAUGCUGUUGUUCAUGCAACAGCGAGGAAUUCAUUCGCGGGGAUUGCACCAUGGGCUUGGUCAGGCCAAGGUCGUCCCUCAGACACUGGACCACAGCAACUUGGGGAUCCUCCACAUGAAACACCUGGAUGGUACUCAAUAUAUGACCAGGAUGCUGGCACGAUCAACAUUAUCUCCAACUAUUCGAAAGGAUAGUUUCUGUGGCCUGAGAAAAGCCCUUGGGAUCUUUUCAGAGACUAAGUCCCACUUGUACAAGAUGCUUGAGUAGUGCAGCGGAAGUGUUGAGCAGUUGAACCCUUGCACUAGUACCGUAUUCCCCCGGAUAAAACACUCAUGGGUGGCACUAAAUUGUGAUGAAAAUUUUAGUGGGGGUGUAAUUAGUGGCACUUUUUGUAU
Messenger RNA from Closterium sp. NIES-67, 5888 nucleotides. Lineage: Eukaryota; Viridiplantae; Streptophyta; Zygnematophyceae; Desmidiales; Closteriaceae. The record is from the annotation of a GenBank genome assembly.